This is a messenger RNA of Malaclemys terrapin pileata, 1937 nucleotides long. RefSeq names its product ferritin light chain-like. Gene Ontology annotation, cellular component: cytoplasm. The transcript is spliced from 3 exons. Gene Ontology annotation, biological process: iron ion transport; intracellular iron ion homeostasis. The record is from RefSeq and is a predicted model, not a curated record. NCBI's taxonomy places the organism in Eukaryota, Metazoa, Chordata, Testudines, Emydidae. The coding region runs from base 305 to 1117 and encodes 270 amino acids. Gene Ontology annotation, molecular function: ferric iron binding; ferrous iron binding.
GGCAGGUCUGGACGGGUCCCGCGCUGCAGGCGAAGGAGGGAGGGGUUGCACUGGGGGCAGAAAACCGCCGAUGAGGCGUGUCAGGUACCGCUGUGGGUGUGCAGCAAGGUGCGCCCCACCCAGAGGCCAGCGGCUGCUGCAGGGCCCUGCGCGCCGGCUAUAUAGAGCGAGCGCAGCCCGGAGAGCGCGCGGCGCGCAGCUCUUUGUGUCGUAACAGGGGGAACUUCGCCGCGCCAGAAGUCCUGCGCGGAGCGCCCGGCCUCUCCUCUCCUCGCCGCGUGGCGGGGGGGCUCGUCCCGCCGCCAUGGCCGAGCCCCGGCUGAAGAAGCGCCGGGGCAGCCUGCCCGUGUGCCCCGGCCACCAGCUCGCGGUUAGCAGCCGGGCGAGGCAGAACUUCCCGGCGGCGGUGGAGGAAGGCCUGUGCGGGGUCACCAGCGCCCUGCUGGAGCUCUCCUACCGCCUCCAGGCGCUGGGUGAAGUUUUUGAUCAGUCUGACGUGGCUCUACCAAACUUUUCAAAGUUUUUCCGGCACCAGGCUAAAGAAGAGAAGGAAGUUGCAGAGGCCAUGCUGAAAUACCUACAAGAGAGAGGAGGCCAUUACUGUACCAGAAUCAUCCAGAGACCAAACUGUGAACAUGUAUCCAAUGUGGUGAAGGCCCUUGAAGUAGCAUUGGUUCAAUGGAAAACAGUGACAGGAUAUUUUGAAGAGCUUUAUGCCCUGAGCAUUGAAAAUGCAGACCCUCAUAGUGCAAGUACUAUUAAGAAACAAUUUAUUGAACCCAAGAUCCGGAAGAUCAAGUUGAUGGGAGAUCUCCUGACCAAUGCUCACAGGCUUGUGUGUUCCCAAGAUGGCAGAGGCAACCUUGGAGACUACCUUAUGGAACGGUUACAGGAAGAGCUAAAAACAGGCAUAGAGACAGAUUCUAGGCACCACUGCACCCCUUGUACAUCUCUUCAGCAAUGUAGAGGGACUGCAAAGGGGUUGCAACGGUCUCCAAAAGAAUUCUCCCAGAAGAGCAGCACCAUAGGGCCAAUGCAUGCAAACCAGUGCUGUCCUUCCUCACAGUCUCUGUGCAAGGAUAUGCCAGGGGCAAAACGGAGGCAAGAGAAGGAAUAGUUGAGGCACUAUCUCCAUUCUGGGCCAUGGACAAACCUAUAGGCAGCCACAGGGGCGGCUGAUGUAAGUUGUCAGCCCCAGGGAUGCUUUGGCUCUAAAUGGAGGCUAAAAUCCAGGAGAUGAAAUAAUGGUUUAAAGCCCCAUGACUCCGCCCCCCCCUCUGCCCCUUUACACUUUUCCUCCUGGGCUGUGCUUUCUGGGCUGUGCCUCCUCCAAAGUGCAGCACCAUCUAAUCUGUAAUAUACCGCCUCCUUGUAUCAUAGAUAUUAAGGCUGCUAGAUGUAGGGAAUGUCAACAUUAAUUUAACCUUUCAGAGUCUCUUACCCAUAAAUAACAUUUCUUUUUUUUGGAAACUACCAGACCUCUAGGUUUCUUUCCUGUCUUAAAUGGUUGAUUGGAUUAUUUAGUGCAGAAGAGUUUAAGUAUAUAAGGUCUUUUAAAGAAAAAACCUUUUUAAUACAGAGUAAUUUCUAUACUGGAGAAACUAUAGCUGUUUAUAUUAUUAAACAAAUAAGAUAAUCACUAUAUUAUACAGUGGUGCUGGAACUAUUUUUAUAGUGGGGGUGCUGAAUAUGGAAACCAUGUAUUUGGGUUGUUGUUACUACAAGUCAAGAGCUGCAGAAGUACCCCUAGUUCCAGAUUAUAUCAAUACAGAUUGUACUAUGUAAUCAUUCUUAAACAUUUUUACUGUCUUGGUAAAUAUUACAUGGAUAUUUUUUUAAGAGACUUGUUCUUAAAAUGAGGGGGAUUUCCAUGAUAUUCUUAACUUUUGUAGCAAUUAUAAUAGAGUAAUUCAAUAAAUUGCUUUCUAUCCAAGUUA